Messenger RNA from Babesia ovata, 657 nucleotides. RefSeq lists its product as uncharacterized. The transcript has a single exon. NCBI's taxonomy places the organism in Eukaryota, Apicomplexa, Aconoidasida, Piroplasmida, Babesiidae. The coding region runs from base 1 to 657 and encodes 218 amino acids. The record is from RefSeq and is a predicted model, not a curated record.
AUGAAGGAAGGCGUCUGUAAGACGCCGUCCGUCAGUGGUCCUGAGAUUGCUGAGCUUGAAAGGCUAAUUGAGCAAAAAAAUCAGGAACUUGAAAAGCAAAAGGAGAGCCGUGAAAGGCAAAUUAAUGCGCUUAAAAAUGCUUUAAGUGUGCCUAAAAGCAAAAUUGAGUCUGAGAUCUCCAACCGUCAAAAGAGUGUUGCUGAGCUUGAUAGGCAAAUUGAAGCAGAGCGUAAAAGGCAAAUUGAUGAUUUUCAAAAACAGGGAUAUGAUGCUGAAAAAGCAAAAAAAUAUGUCUCCAUUCCCUAUCAUCUUUCCAAUUCUCUUGAAACUGAGCAGGCUAAAUUGAUGUCUCAUGAGGCUUCGUUGGAGUCUCUUGAAAGUCUUGGAAUGCUUAUUACAUUUCAUCAGAGUGUUCAAACUCCUCAAAGUGGAGAAUGUGAAAACAUUUUAGAUAAAUUGUGUACAGGUCUCCAAACAUUUUUAGGGUACAAUGAAACUUCCAAAGGCUACGAUGGCACUGGCAUCGUGUACUCGGACCUUGACAGGCUGUGCGACGGGGUGAUGUCUUUCCUUCAUGGAGUUCUUGAGAGUGUUAAGGAUGAUCCAAGCGUUUCCACAUAUAGCUUUAUAUCACAAAAGACCUUAAUAAAAUUUUAG